Molecule: messenger RNA, 2128 nt
Organism: Phalaenopsis equestris
Lineage: Eukaryota; Viridiplantae; Streptophyta; Magnoliopsida; Asparagales; Orchidaceae
Product: cylicin-1-like
Exons: 3
Coding region: 95-1837 (580 amino acids)
Cellular component (GO): cytoplasm
Molecular function (GO): glutathione binding; glutathione transferase activity
Source: RefSeq, a predicted model, not a curated record
CAGAAUGCAGUGAAGGAGAGAGGACUGAACGAGUGGAGAAGGGGAGAUAAGGGGGCAAGUAAGCAAGCGUUCUAAUUCUGCUUCUCUUCAGGCAAUGGCAGCAACUCCCAUGGUUAAGGUGAUCUAUGGGAAACCCAUGCUUCCAGACCUGGCAAGAGUGCUGGCGUGCUUAUAUGAGAAGGAAAUCACAUUUGAACUAGAGGACAUGAACAAAGGCGUUAGAAUGUCACAAGACAUCCUGAAUCUACAGAUAUCAUCCCAAGCGCAUGCUCCGGUGCUUCUUGAUGGUCCUGAUGAAUUCUUUGGGUCAAGGAAAAUUUGCAGGCACAUUGUGGACAAGUUCAAAGCAUAUGGUUACCAGUAUCUCUUGGGGAAAGAUCCACUGGCAAGAGUAUCCGUGGAGCAAUGGAUUCAGUCCGAGGAGCAAAAAUUCGACCCUCCGAGCUCCACCCUCGUCUUCUACCUCGCAUUUAAGAUUGAAGCAGAUGUAGAGAAGACAACCCAGAGUGAAAAGAAACUAGAAAAAGUUCUAAACUUGUAUGAACAAAGACUGGGAGAAUCUGAAUUCCUUGCCGGCAGUUACUUCACACUCGCAGACCUGUACCAUCUCCCCAACACAUACUACCUUGAGAGUUCUAUUGAGUAUGGUUACCUCUUCAAGAACAGGAAGAAUGUUAGCCGGUGGUGGAAAAAUAUCUCGCAGAGGGAUUCAUGGAAGAAGGUGAUCGAAAAGUUUGAAGAGGAAGGCCUCACCUUCAAUGUUCCAGCGUCCAACAGUGAAGCGGAUCGAUCAUCUUCAUCUCCACGAAAAAAUGGUCUAAGAAAUGGACCGAUUGGAAGUUCAGAAAAAGGCAAAAAGGAAGAGGCUAAAGCAGACAUUCAAAAAAAUGAAGGAGAGACAAGAGCAUUAGGAAGCAAGAUAGAAGAUGCUCCCAGUAACAAAGUAUCUGGCGCAAACUUGGGGGAUAAAACAAAUGGCACAACUGAAGGGAAGAAUGAAGAGAAGGAAAUUACUUCAACUGAGGGAGGUAAGAAACGAGAAGCUGCUGAACAAAACAGUGAAGCCAAGAAAGAAAAACCGAAACUAGAGGAUGAAGGGAAAUCAGGUCAGACUCAUGAAAUCAAAGAAAAGGAUGCAAAUAAGUCAGCUACUGCAGACAAGAAAGAGGAUUCAAAACCGGCUGAUCAAGGUAAAGCUUCAUUAGUUGACAGAGGCAUAUUAGGUAAAACUGAUAAAAUCAAAGAACUUGAAGCAAAAAAUCCAGCUAUAGAGGGCGAGAACGAGAUACCCAAACCGGAUGACAAAGACAAAUCUUCAACGGCUAAGAAAGAAAAACCAGGUAAGAUUGAUAAAAUCCUUGAAGGCGAAGCAAAUAAGCCGGAUAUUGAAGGUGAGAAAGAUGCCCAUAAAACCCACGACAAAGAGAAGCCCUCAUCUGGUGAAAAUAAAAAAAGAGGCAUAACUGGUGAAGGAAAAGCAAGCGAAGACAAGAAGACACAGCGACAGGAAGACAUAGAUAAAGCAUCACAAGACGAAAAAGAAAAACCAGAUGGCAUUGAUGACAUCAAAGAGCCUGAAGCAAAUAAGAAAGAUGCUGAAGCAAUUAGAGAUUUAUUAGGCAAAGACGGACAAGGCAAAGUUGGUGAAAACAAAGUAGGUAUGACAAAAGAUCCUAAUACUGAAGUGAAAAAGGAUGGAUUUAAAUCUGAUGACAAAGAUAAAGGUUCAGAUAAUCAAGUUAAGAAAGAUUCAGUAGCAAACGAUGGGAAAGAUACAACUUCAUCAGUUUUAAGCAGAAAUCCUAGUCCCAAAGAUGAAAAGGAAAAAAACAAUUAACAACUGUAUGAUGAUGAAGAUGAAACAGAAAAUAAAGUUUUUUAGUUCCUUCAAAAUCUGAACUUAGUGAAAAUUUUGCGCCCUGUUCUCCGAGGCUCUUGAAAGCUACACUCUGUAGCCUACCAUAUUUGAAGGAAUCUUCGAAAGGAUUGUCUCAGAAAUACAUUUCAUUUCAUUUCAAUUUUCCUAAUCAUGUUUCCUUUAAAUCCUACCUUGGCAAUUAAGAUUUGUUGUUUUGUCUAUGUUGUAUGUGACAUUUUGUAUCAUCUAUUUUCUAUGUGAUUGUAAUUC